AUAUAUAUAUAAACUAUAUUGUUUUGCAUUCUACUGUAGCUCUACUGUUUAUUAAAGAACAACGACACUGGUUAUUUCGUAUUUAAAUAUAAGCAUGAGAGGUAGGAUACGAUGUAAGAAAUGUGAAAUUGGCAACCCAGGGAAAGACUAGUUGUACCUUUAACCGUGUGUUGAAGAAAUGUGUUACUGUAAUAUCCAGAUGUGGAGCAGAAAAGCUUAUGGCGUGGUGUAUAAAUUGCACGUAGGUGUGUUAGGUACAACAGUAAUGUUAUUUAUAGAUAUAGUUAUAUUAUAACUCCGACACAAUUGUUGCAUAAUGCAUUUUGAUGCACAAGGGCAGAUUAAUUAAAAAGUUCUACCUAAUACAGUCAAUAUUUAACAUAAUAAUAAUAAUAAUAAUAAUAAUAAUAAUAAUAAUAUGGAGUGGGAAGAUAAACUGAAGUAUCUAGUAAAACUAACCCAAGAAGGACAGUUUUCUGUUAUUAAGAAAGAACUUACUGAGGAGAAGAAUCUUCAAUGUUUGGUAAAAAAUAAACGCUUUGGGAAGUCGGGAGACACGUUGCUACACUAUGCAGCCAGGCACGGACAUUUAGACUUGUUGAGAUACUUUAUAGAAGAGCUGGGAUUUGAUAUUGAAUUAUGUAAUGGUGAUUACAAGAGAGCCCUACACGAAGCAGCUUCCAUGGGCCAGAGGGACUGUGUGCAAUACCUGAUUUCCAAAGGGGCCAAGAUUGACUGCUUGAAAAAGGCAGACUGGACCCCUCUUAUGAUGUCAUGCACCAAGAAAAACCUGGCCAUUAUUAAAGACUUAAUAGACCAUGGGGCUAACUCUUCUCUGAAGAACAAGGAUGGCUGGAACUGUUUUCACAUUGCCUGUCGAGAGGGAGACCCCUAUAUUAUACAGCACCUGCUUGAUGUCUGUCCUGGAAUCUGGAAGACGGCGAGCAAGGUCCAGAGAACUCCACUGCAUACUGCAGCUAUGCAUGGUUGUGCUGAUGUUGUGAAAUUGCUACUGGAUAGAUGUCAGUAUGAAACAGAUUGCAGAGACAGCUGUGGAGUUACUCCUUUCAUGGAUGCUGUCCGAAAUGGCCACAUUGAUAUAGCAAACCUUCUGAUGGAAAAGCAUCAGGCUUCUUUUACAGCUGCUGAUAAUGUAGGAGCGAAGCCUUUACACCAGGCUGCAGUAACUGCCCAGGAUGAGGCGAUUCGGUUCCUUCUCAAGGAUCUUGGAGGGGAUGUUAAUGAACCUGCCACAGAUGUCAAACUCACCGCACUACACUUUGCAGCUAAGGAAGGCCAUGUGUGCACAAUCCAGACUCUCAUUUCAUUAGGAGCUGAUGUUCAAGCAAAGGAUGCAAAAGGACGAUCUGCUCUCCACAUGGCUUGUGCCGGGCAGCACACUGGCUGCGUGAGAAUUCUACUUCAGACUGGUCUGCAGGACUCUGCAGACAACAUGGGAACACUAGCAAAGCAGUUAGCCAAAAAACAAGAAGUGGUAAAUGUUUUUGAAGAAACUCCUGGUUCCCAAUAAUCUACUGAAAAUUAAAGUCUUUAUUUUGUUUGUUUAUUUAAACUACUGUUCAUAAAAAUCUGUAAACAGUAUAACAAACCAAGGAAACAGCUGCAUGGCUGUCCCUUGACCUGGAAUAACUAUCACACAAAGGACUGUCCUCAAACAUAAUUUUUAUUUAAGAUAUUUUAUUUAAAAAGGUUAAAUGGGGUUAGUAAAUAGAUGUAUUAAAUAUGUCUCUAAUAAGUAAAUACAAUUUGUAAUGUUCCACAUUUAAAUAAACCAUGAGGAUUGUGAGGGGGUAUUUUGAUCCAUUUCAUUUUAGGUAUGUGGUGUAAUUUAUUAAUUUGGAUGGGCAUAAUUUGCUGAGUGCAGAAAUUACAAGAUCUAAACAAAAGCACUGUAUUUUUUAUCUGCCAGUAGCAUCACAUCAUUGGUGAGGAAACUAUUACACUAGCAUGUUAAAUUGUGUCUUGAACACUAUAAAACCAGUUUACAUGUGGCUUUAUGUGAUGUUUUAUUAUUAACACCCUUGCCAUUCAUGCUCUCUCUCUCUCUCUCUCUCUCUCUCUCUCUCUCUCUCUC
This is a messenger RNA of Polyodon spathula (Mississippi paddlefish), 2095 nucleotides long. It is a transcript of the gene ankrd16, whose product is annotated as ankyrin repeat domain 16. The coding region runs from base 419 to 1531 and encodes 370 amino acids. Gene Ontology annotation, molecular function: protein binding. NCBI's taxonomy places the organism in Eukaryota, Metazoa, Chordata, Actinopteri, Acipenseriformes, Polyodontidae. The record is from RefSeq and is a predicted model, not a curated record. The transcript has 7 exons.